CAUAAAUAAAAAAUGGAAAUACUUUUCAGAAGCUGCGUUUAUUUGUAUCGCAAUAAAAUAUCUGAGAGAAAUAUUUUUUUCUUCUAAUACUAGGUACUAGUAAAGAGAAAACUAGCACGUACUAUAGAGUCUACACCUACACACCACGAAUAUAUCUGCUCCGUUUACGGCUGUGUUGCUCGGUAAAUAAUGUUUUUGUAAUGUAACGAAGACACAAAGUGAUUCACGCGGGUGAAGAUUCGAGGAAAUUCAGAAGAAUUUUGGCGGAGAUGAUACUUGGCAUCGUUGGUCGGCUCACUGAAAGAUAACAUCGCGAAAAUGACACCCAAACGGAAGACAACCAGUUCGGAAUCUACAUCAUCGUCCAGCUCGGGUUCUUCCUCGAGUAGCUCAUCGAGUUCAGGCAGCGAAUCUAGCUCAUCCGAUUCGGAGAAUUCCAGUAGUUCCGCCAAUAGUCAGAAAGCAUCCGAUACAGAAAGAACCAAGAAGAAAGCACCAUUUCCAGUCACUCGCCAUGUCAAAUCCAAAGCUGAAACAGUUUUCGUGCCACCUUUGGAUAAUAAAAAUAAAGACAGACAGCCGCAGAAGCCUAGACCAGUAUACUCCUCUGAAUCUGAAGAAUCACCCAGCAAAGCAAAAUCACCGCAAAAGAGAAAACCACCAGCUAAACCAAAAGCCACUGCUACCGUAGCACCAGUUGUUAAAAGAUCUCCCACGAAACCAGUACCAACAUCAGUAGGGCAGCAUAAAGCCACAGCUGCUUUAAAACCUGUUAAUAGCAAGCCCAACAAAUUUGUCGGUGCCACGAGUGCCAAUGGCAAAUCUCCCGAGAAAUCUGGAAAGGCAACGGAACCGGUUCAGAAGAAGUUAAAGAAGAAAAGUAUAUUUAGUCCAGAAAAUAGUAGCGAAAGUGACAGUGGUAUCUUGACGAAAGUUAACACAGUCAAACCAACGAGCGGUUCCGCAAAAUGUACCAAGAAUCCUCCGGCUAAAGCAAAAUUAAAUGAUACCAAGCAAAAACCUGCAACAACAAGGCAACUUGUCGCAAAACUCACGCAACAAUCGCAGAAAUCGGACAGUUCCGCGAGCUCAAAGAGCUCCGGUGGCUCAGCAUCUUCCGGUAGUACAGACAGCAGCACUGAUUCGGAAUCAUCUGAAAGCGUCACCAGCUCUCAACCUCAACCGAAAAAGAAGGAAACACAGCCUAGCAAUACGAAUGCUAUAGCAACCGUGCCACCUAAGAGACCAUCGGCGGCAGUCGCUCCGGUAAAAUCGCAAAAAACUGUUACUAAACGACAAGGCGCUGUAAAGAGCGACGAUGACGGAGAUGCAUCUGCGAGUGAAAAAGAGGACGAAGGAGCAUCGGUUUCAAAAACAGUACCGAAAGGCAAGCGAAAGCUGCAAACGCGCAAAGGAAGUAAAUUGCUUCAGCUACAAACGAAAGCAGUCAGCGAUUCCGAAUCUGACACAGGUAUGGAAACGGUAGCGUGUAAGCGUAUCCUACAGAUUGCGCUAACUCGGUGUGAUCUGUCAAGAGUAGCCGAGAGCAAGAGGAGUACGAGUAAAUCGCCUGUUAAACGAGCCGGACCGUCCGCUGCAGCCAGACAAGCCUCCUCCGGAGCCGGGAGAUCGACGCAGAAUAGCGCCUCUAAUACUAGUACAAGAACAAAUCAGGCUCCUUACAAUCGAGCACGAGCUACUACGAAGGAGCGUGAAUGUCCGCUGGCAUCUUGCGACUCGCGGGGUCAUCUCUCUGGAAAACUCGACUCGCACUUCACCCUGGAGGCGUGUCCACUAUAUCACAAUACCACUCCACAAGCUUGCGUAGAAUUUUAUAAAGAGAGAAAAAAGCGAGAGGAUGAACGCAAGAAAGCUGUAACGAAUUUAGCUAAGAAACCUAAGGGUGUUCAUCAAACUACUGAGCAGCGCAAUUAUCAACUUAAAGUGCGAGAGAUGAGAAACAAGUGGAAGGGUAGCACUGGUGACGGUAACGAAAGCGACAGCGGCGGUGAAUUACAGGGAAACGAGAAAGACAGACAACCUCGGUUGACCAAUCUCACGCCUGAUUAUGACCUGAAACUGUUUAUGGAAGCCCAAGCGAUAGCCAGCGAGAAAAUCGAAAAGGAAUUAAAAGAAUUGGACUAUGAUGGCGAAGGUAGAAAUGGCGGUGGCACACGAGUCGUCGAAAUGGGGAAAUGGGAAAUGGAAGUUUGGUAUCAAAGCCCAUAUCCUGAGGAGUACAGUCGUGCUCCGAAACUUUACCUUUGCGAAUAUUGCCUGAGGUACGCGAAGAGUCGUCAAGUGUUGAGGAGACACAGAGAGAAAUGUUUAUGGAAACAUCCACCAGGACACGAAGUGUACAGAAAGGACAAGAUAGGAGUGUGGGAAGUGGAUGGUAAGCGGUAUAAACAGUAUUGUCAGAAUCUCUGUUUGCUGGCCAAAUUCUUUCUGGAUCAUAAAACGUUGUACUAUGACGUCGAGCCUUUCCUGUUUUACGUCAUGACAAUCGGCGAUUCCGAAGGCUGCCACACCGUCGGCUACUUUAGCAAAGAGAAGAACUCCUUCCUUAAUUACAACGUGUCCUGCAUCCUGACGCUGCCGCCUUACCAGAGGCAGGGUUACGGCCGGCUCCUCAUCGAUUUCAGCUACCUGCUGACGAGGGUCGAAAAGAAGAUCGGCUCGCCGGAGAAACCGCUGUCGGAUCUCGGCCUAAUCUCGUACCGCAGCUACUGGAAGGACGUGCUGCUCCAGUACCUCUGCAAUUUCGGCGGCAAGGAAAUUUCCGUCAAAGAUAUCAGCAAGGAAAUGGCCAUCGACUCGUACGACAUUGUCAGCACUUUGCAGGCCCUCGGCAUGAUGAAGUACUGGAAGGGCAAGCACAUCAUUCUGAAGAAACAGGACGUGAUCGACGACUACAGGGACAGGCUCCUGAAGAGACGGGGUCCCGUCUACAAAGAGAUCGAUCCGGAGUGUCUGAAAUGGAACCCCUUCCAACCACCCAAGACGCCCUCCGCCUCGAACUAAGACCCGCCGGAAGCUUGAAAGUGCGCCACCUUCUCUCUCUCACCCUUCGAGUUCCUCUUCACGGUCGAUCCUGCCGUCGUCGUCGUCGUCGUUCUCGUCUUCGGCCUUCUCGCCGACGUACAGGGAGAGCACCGACAGAUCCGCGAGAAAAUUCUUCCAGGAACUCCUUCAUUCCGAAGAACGGAGAAGAAACGACCGGUGAGUUCUAUCGCAUUCUAUCGACGAUACCGUUAAAGCUCGCCGCAAGAGAGGCAAAACUCACACCUCGUGAUUUUAAGAGCGUCGUUAUAUGUUGCGAGGCUGAAUUUAUAAGCCCGAAGGUGCCUUCUCACACGCAGCAUGCUGCAGCGGCAAAUCAGUCACGUGAUUAAAAUUUAUUAGAGCAUGUAUUUCUUUCUCUCAUUAUUUCAGGGUGAAAAUCACGAUUUUUGCUUUUAUAUUCUCAUAAUAAUCUAUUUUAUUCUUAAAAAAUCGAAUAUUUUUCUAAUAUAAUAACAAUAAUUAGAAUGAACAGCAACAAACUGCUGCGGCAGUAUGCUGCACAUGAGAUGGUACCUUGAUGUAUAUUUUUUAGAAUGCGCUGAAGAUUUUUUAAAUUUUAUAUCAUUCAGAAGAGUGAAGCUCUCUCUAUCGACAUUUAUAUUUAAAUCUUUUGACACAUUUCUCGAAGAAUCAUUUUGAAAGAGAUCUAUUUUCAGCAGAACUUUAAAUGCAUACGCGUAAACUACUUUUCCCAUUUAAUAUGUAGAACAAAUGAAUCAUGUGUAAAAGAUUCGCUCUCGAGCCGUGUAAAUAUGAAUAUCGAAUAAAUAUGUAAAUAUAUAUAGCGAUUCGAAUUUAAGCUACGCGGCGCAUAUCGAUCUGCAAUUGUACAUUUAAUUUCGAUGCGGUAAAAAUGCAGGGUUUCUCGCUCGGCGAUAGAAUGGCGGAUGGUGCAUGAAAACGUCGGUUACAUCAUAAGAGCGCAUAAGAGAGGCCCCGUAUAUGCACCGCAUGCAUGCAUAGAGGAGCGUAUCCCUGAACCGGCGGCGCUCCUUCGUCGCGUCGAUGCUGCGCCGAGUUCGUUGGUGCAUCGACCUUGGCAUCUCUCUCAUUGGCGCAACCUCGUUGGUGCAGUAAGUUGCAUAACGGCGGAGAACCGCGUUAACGCGCCGGUGGCGCAUCGAUCAGAUUGCGUCGAAUGCGCGGGGCCACUCGGGCGAGAACUUCCGGUUUCGCGAAUUUCACGAAAGAGACCUCUCGUCGACGGACUUUUACUCUGCUAUGAAGAGAAAAAAAAUCUUUUUUUUUUUUUCGAUGACGUGACACGUCGCAACGUCGUGAAUCAACGUACGUAUAUACAUAUAUGCGCAUAUUUAAUUUCUGUCUCGCGGAGGUUGCGCGAUUUCUCAAGAUUCUGAAUCUCUGACGCGGGGUUUUAAUUAUUCGUCAUUAAAUUGUCUUUGUAUAACUGAUGCCAACAUGGAAACGAGGGAGGCGAACGGAAAUUUUCUUCGUUUAAUAUUCGCGCACCGGGGAAUAAUUUCGUCGUUAAAAUACAUCCGACUCUACUGCAUCGCGGCCGCAAGACGUAGGCACGAGAGAUACGCUAUUGAUCGGUCUACCAAGGUGCAAUGCUUGGCUGCAGAACGAGAGAGAGAGAGAGAGAGAGAGAGAGAGAGAGAGAGAGAGAGAGAGAGAGAUGUGCCAACGACGCAGAGAGGCCUCGACGGCGACGACCGAGCAAAUGUGAAAAUAACUUGAAAGGUAUCGAUUCAAGGUCAUACGCGAGUUCAAUUUAAAUAUGUUUCGUGUCCUCCGGACAUAUAGUGAUACUGGCUGCCGGCGAAUGGACUUGAAUGGUCAAACAUGGUCGGCGACUGGAAUAAAAAAUUCCGACAGCUCUGUCACGCUUCUGGAAAUUAUCGCGAAAUUAUAUUUAUUAUACCGCGUCGAGAGAAAAUAGAUUUUUUUUAUUUUAAUUUCAACUUUAUAUUUUAUGAAGCGCGAAUACUUCUUUACGGUAACUUUUCCGUUAUCGAGAGAUUCUACACAGAAUCUAGGACGGUAGAAAAAUACGCGUUUGAUUACCUUUGCAAAUUUCCUCGUUCAAUUAUCGCUCGGAUAAAUCCAACGAUAAAUGAAAAAUUUCCGCUGACGAUCAUCGAGCACGCGUCGUCGAAGAAAUUGCAUUCUUUUAUUCUUUCCAUUUGUUACGACAAUCUUUUUUAAUGAAGAAAGAGAGAGAGAGUGAUCUCUAUUGCGCGCGAUGCAGGCAACGCAAUUCCGAGACCCUCUUGUAAACGAGCUGCACCGAUUCCAAUUAAUACUUUCCAGAACUGUCGGAACUCUUGUAACUUGUUAGCUUUGUGAAGCGCUGGUGCACUUUAACCCGUUCUAACCGGUCGGACUUUCGCAGUUCGUAUAUACCGAUGAUCAUUUCGGGCCGAGAGAGCUGGCUCGAACAAACUUGCUCAAACUUAGACUCGCGCGAGCUGUCAAACUAUCGAGAGCAUCGCGAGAAACUCUGCGAAUGGCUAAAACGGCGCGUAUCGUUCGACGUCAUGGAGAUCGAGAUCGGCAAUUUUCCAUCUUUGCACGAUUUUAUCACGAGAAGAAUCUCCUUUCGCGAAUCUCAACUUUUACGCGGAUAAAAUAAUUAAUUAAAAUCUACAAAUUAUACGAACGAAGAGGAUAUACUUCUCGCAAAGAAUCUUCGAUCUCCGUGACUCGAGAUCGAUACAUCUUCUUAGUUCGAUCGAUAAUUUCUCUUAACCCUCGAUUAACCACUGUAUACUCGACAUAUUUUUCUACCCCCACGAUUUAUUUAUACAUCGUCGCCACAUGGGUGCGACAUGGUUUUUAUCUUUAAAUUGCGAACGAGAUUUGUAUGCGUGACAGAUAAAUAAUAAUCGGGAUUUCGGUGAUCGGGGGUUAAUGCAGAGAUUUUAAUGUUAUUUAAUAUAUAUUAUAUAUAUAUGUAUGAUUGUAAAUAAAAUAUGAAUAUAUUGAAUGAGAUGACUGCAAUGCGCGCGUAUAUGUAUGUGUGCGUUGGGUAUACCUUUUUGUAAUCGUGUUGUAUCAUCGUCACGUAUCGCGAGAUGUUCGCGCGAUAUAUAUGCAAUAAAGUGUAACAUAAAUCUAUAAUACUACGUAUCCAUUUUCGAUCAUCACGUGUCAUCAUCUUCGUUGAAGCGAGACAAAUCUGUUCUGCAUGACGCAACAAGCGAGAUUUACUCGCUUUUAAUUGUACAGGAUUUUUUUCCAUUUCUUAUAUUUUUCUCUCUAUUAAUAAUAAAAUAACGAUAUAUAUAUAUAUUUCAAUAAAAAUGCAUAAUGAACUUGAUGUCGAAAAUGAUGUUCCUGAUUGACGUCUAACGAUUCAUGCGAUAAGUAGUGAGUCACUUUAUAUUAUAUAUUUUAUUUUAUAUCGAGAGACAAGAUCGUGUCUCGCCCAAUAAUCUAUUGUACAAAGAAUCGUGUCUAUUGCGUCGAUUAAAAAUAAACAUUGCAAUAUAUAUUUAUUACUUGCAAGACAUAUUUUUUUACACACUUUUUAUAGGCGCAAAUAAAAUUGUACAUAUACAUCAAUAAAAGCGAUACAAUUAA
Nylanderia fulva is the source of this 6612-nucleotide messenger RNA. It is a transcript of the gene chm, whose product is annotated as lysine acetyltransferase chameau. Gene Ontology annotation, biological process: regulation of transcription by RNA polymerase II. Gene Ontology annotation, molecular function: chromatin binding; zinc ion binding; histone H3 acetyltransferase activity. Gene Ontology annotation, cellular component: nucleus; chromatin; histone H3-K14 acetyltransferase complex. Lineage: Eukaryota; Metazoa; Arthropoda; Insecta; Hymenoptera; Formicidae. The record is from RefSeq and is a predicted model, not a curated record.